GUCCUCCCGGCCGCCAUUAAAGAAUUCAAUCCCUGAAGUGAAAGAAUGGAAGUGUGCAGGAUCCAUGGAUCUCACUGAGGACGGAACAAGAUGAGGAGCCGCGCUCUCUCGGUCUUUCGUCCGUUUCCACGGUGGUUUUGAGGAGAUGACGCAGCUUUUUGACGCUUUCACUCAACAGGAGCCGCUGUGGCGGAGUAUUUGAUGAAGCUAACAGGCUAGCGUUGGAGCAGCUCUGCUAUGUUAGCUUGUGUGCUAACAGGCUAGAUCAGGGGGAGGGGAGCUCGGCUAGCUGCCGUUAGCAUUAGCACAGCAGGGACUGGCCGUGUUUUCUUACUUUUUAAACUCGUGUUUUAUUUGAUCGUGGAUUUGACUUGACCGUUUUUCGGGUGGACGUCCGUGUGUACGGGUCAUGUGAGCGGUGACUCUAUCACGGUAGAGUGAUGUAGCAGCAGGCUAGCUAGUAGCCUCAUCAGACAAUACAUUUCAAACAGGAUUGAUGAAUCCAGCAGUUACGAGCUGCUAACGGUAGCUUAGCUUAGCCGCCAGGCUAGCGCCGGGCACAGGCUGUGUCUCGGUUGACUCGCCGUAGCGCGGUGCAGCUAACGAGCUGCUCGGCGCUUUUCCUGGACAUAAACCACCGCAGCUUCUGCUCCUCGAUGCUGAUUGAGAUCAUGGACUUCAGCGCUUCAAGGCCGCAUUGAAGGAUGAGUUCGUGCUUUGUGGCUAACGGGGCCAGUUUGGAGGACUGCCACUCCAACCUCUUUUGCCUGGCCGAUUUGACUGGAAUAAAAUGGAGGCGUUUCGUGUGGCAGGGACCCACGUCUUCACCCAUCCUGUUCCCUGUGACUGAAGAGGACCCCAUCCUGUGCAGCUUCAGUCGCUGCCUGGCGGCAGACGUGCUGAGUGUGUGGAGAAGACACCACACGCCGGGUCGCAGAGAGCUCUGGCUUUUCUGGUGGGGGGACGACCCCAGUUUUGCCGAGCUAAUCCAUAAUGAGCUCUCAAGUGAGGAGGAUGGAGAGUGGGAGAGCGGCCUGUCCUACGAGUGUCGGACGCUUCUGUUUAAAGCCAUCCACAACCUGCUGGAGCGCUGCCUCAUGAACCGAGGCUUUGUCCGCAUCGGGAAGUGGUUUGUUAAGCCGUACCAGAAGGACGAGAAGACCAUUAAUAAAAGCGAACACCUGUCUUGUGCGUUCAACUUCUUCGUACAUGGCGACAGUAACGUGUGCACGAGUGUGGAGAUAGCUCAGCAUCAGCCUCUUCAGUGGCUGAACGAGGAGCAUCUCAGCCUCGCCCAGCAAAGUUCCGCCCCCUUACAAGUCAUCCUGAGCCCGUACGGUUUAAACGGGACCCUCACUGGUCAGGCUUUUAAGAUGUCCGACCAUCCCACUCAGAAACUCAUCGAAGAGUGGAGGCAGUUCUAUCCCAUCAGCCCCAGUCGCAGGGAGGUGCAGGAAGACAAGAUGGAGGACACGGAUUGGGAGGACGACUCCCUCGCAGCUGUGGAGGUCCUCGUCGCGGGGGUGAGGAUGGUGUAUCCGUCGUGUCUGGUGCUCCUCCCUCUGUCCGACCUUCCCGCUGUGGCUCCUCAAGGCUCGACCAACACCUUAGGAAGCCUUUGUGGAGCUCAGCAGGUCCAGGCCGCUCACAGAGACCCCGCCAUGUCCUCCGUCACUCUGACUCCUCCCACAUCACCAGAGGAGGCUCAGACUGAUUAUCAGCUCGCUCAGCGCUGGCUCAAGUUGUCGUCUUCAUCUGAUGGUUACAGCUCCAACAACAGCCUUCAUGGGGGUAAAAUCCCUCGCAGGCUGGUCAGCAGCAUGGUGGAGUCUGUGUGGCAGGAAUAUAACAUAAACCGCACAGGGAACAAGAGGAAGUUCACGUCCUUGACAAACGGGACCUGUGACGAGGAGUCGGACAAAACUGGACUUUGGGAUUUUGUGGAGUCGACUCACCGGCCGCACUGCAACUGUUCAAGACAUAAGAAUCAGAAGCAGCGAUCCAGCAGCACCUCAGGACACCUGCCUUCAUCAGGACAACCUGCUCCACCAGCACCUAAACACAAGCUGGGCGAGAAGCUGGAGAAGAGUGAGAAGCAGCAGAAGAGGCCACAGACGCCUUUUCAUCACCGCAACUCAGUCAGUGAGGAUCAAUCUCUGGAGCCGCAGACACAGAGGCUCUGUCUCAGAUCACAGGAGGAGGGAUCGUAUCCCAGUUUACACCACGUGGACACGGCGCCUCCCAAAGCUCCAACGCUCCACAGCCACGGCCCUCCUGCUGACCUGGUGGGUUCUCCUCCUCCCCCUCCUCUCAGCCCUCACCCCUGCGAUCACAGCGAAGGCGACAUGUCUUCAGGUGGUAUAAAGAACUCGUCCACGCCAAUACACCAACCUUUCUACCCUCCGUCAGUGGAGCCAUGUCUGCUCCCGCAGAAGAGCUCGUCUGAGGAGCCUCCGCUGGAGAACAUGCCUCUGCCUUUCCCGUCAGCUUACAGCGAAACCCUGGAACCUACCGUCUUUGUAGGUUCAGCCAUCAACCCUCAUGCAGAUUCUACCCACAAUCCCUGGAAGUAUUUCAAGCUGCCCAGGAAGAAGGCGUCCACCUUCCUGACGCCUCAGCUGCCUGUGGAUAAAAGUCGAGAUGAUUCUGGGGGAAGUGGAGGAACGGAACGCGUCAUAUCUGUAACUGAGUCCAUGUCGGCCUCUUUACAGCCUUUGAAGGUUUCCCAGGAGCUGGUAAAGACCUACGCCCAGAGGAGAAACAGCCAUCUGUCCUCCGCCACAGGAGACGAAGAGCACAGCGAAGAGCCAGAUCCUUACGCCUUUGAAGAGGGAGAUGAUGAGUUCAGCCUUUCAGACAAGAAGGAAAAGGCCGGUGCUGAAAGAGACGGCAACAAAAAACACAAGGUGGAUGAAGGGAGUGGAACUUCAGCAGACGAUGGUCAGGGUCCAUCAGGCAGCAAACCCUCUGCCUCCACCAGCCUCAUCCACGAGAACGACCUGGCAGUUUCCUACAGCGACCUGGAUAAAAUUUUUAAUUCAGAUGAAGAUGAGUUAGCGCCUGGAUCAAAAAGAGCUGGAGCAGAGGACAAGUUUGGCUGUAAAGAAAAUAAACCCACCACGUUGGACUCUUUGUCUUCCAUAAGCUCAGCAGACCUGCACCAGAUGUUUCCCACCCCGCCCUCGCUGGAGCAGCAGGGUUAUUCUCCCAUGAACUCUGGGAGUAAAGACAGUCUGGAAGCAGGAGCCGGUCUCACUCUGCUCGACGGCAGUCAGCUCAACACUCACUUCAAGAUGGAAGUAGAGGAGGGAUUCUGCAGCCCGAAGCCAUCUGAGAUAAAGGACUUUUCCUUUGUGUACAAGCCGGAAACGUGUCAGUCGUUCAUCGGCUGCUCCAUGUACGCUCCUCUGAAGACGCUGCCCAGCCAGUGUCUGCUACCUGUCAAACUGCCCGACGAGUGCGUGUACACGCCGAGCUGGACUCUGGGAAAGAUGGACCUGAUUCCACCAGUGACCAACGUCAACCUCCUCACCAAAGACAGUAACGUGCCCAGUGUGGAGCCAGACUACAGUCAGACCUACACGCCUCAGACUCACACACCCUUCAUGUCCAGCAGUGCUCCGCCCAGUAACAGCGGCGCCGGCAUCCUGCCCUCUCCCGCCACACCACGCUUCUCUGUGCCCACGCCACGCACGCCACGGACUCCACGCACUCCCCGCGGCCCGUCCAGCGUCCAGGGCUCGCUCAAGUACGACAACUCUGACCUUUACUCGCCCGCCUCCACGCCCUCCACCUGCCGACCCCUCAGCUCCGUGGAGCCGGCCACCGUUCCCUCCAUCCCCGAAGCUCACAGUCUCUAUGUCACCCUCAUCCUGUCGGAGUCCGUCAUGAACCUCUACAAAGACUGUAACUUUGACAGCUGCUGCGUGUGUGUCUGCAACAUGAACAUCCGAGGAGCAGACGUGGGAGUUUACCUCAAAGACAACGGAGAGGCCCAGUACCCGUGCACCUGCGGCUUCAGCGCCGUCGCCAACCGCCGCUUCGGUCAGAUGGCCGGACUCUUCCUGGAGGAUGAACUGGAGGUGGUGGGACGAGGCUCGGACGCCAGUCGAGACACAGAGAGGUGUUUCGAAGAGCUUCGAGCUUCCACGUCGCACAAGCCCGGCAGCCUGAAGGAGAAACCUCCAGAUGAGCUGAUCCUCCUGCUGCAAGACCAGUGCACCAACCCGUUCGCACCUAUGGCAGGUGUGGAAUAUCCCAAACCAAGCUCCGCCCCCAGCUCAUUUGUGAGGGUAGAAGAGAGAGACUGUUAUAACGACUGCUACAUGGCGCUGGAGCACGGCCGACAGUUCAUGGACAACAUGUCGGGAGGAAAAGUGGACGAAGCACUCGUGAAGAGCACGUGUCUUCAUCAGUGGCCAAAAUGCAAAUCAGCAGACAUGAGUAAACUCUUCUCUCAGGACGUCCUGCGUGUCCUGCUGUCCCUCCAGCCUGUGCUGCAGGACACCAUCCAGAAGAAGAGGAGUGUCCGCUCCUGGGGCGUUCAAGGACCUCUCACCUGGCAACAGUUCCAUAAAAUGGCUGGCAGGGGCUCGUAUGGCACAGACGAGUCUCCGGAGCCUCUGCCCAUCCCAACCUUUCUGGUGGGUUAUGAGUAUGACUUUGUGGUGCUGUCUCCGUUCGGCUUGCCUUACUGGGAGAAGCUUCUCCUGGAUCCUUUUGGCUCCCAGAGAGAUGUGGGCUAUGUCGUCAUCUGCCCAGAAAAUGAGUCUCUUCUCCGCGGGGCCAAGGUUUUCUUCAAAGAUCUGUGUGCGAUGUAUGAGGCUUGCCAGCUGGGACAGCACAGACCGAUCUGUAAGAAUCACCCCGAUGGAAUUUUGAAGGUUGGCAGCUCAGAAGGCCGGAGUCUGACAGAGCAACCGCUCAGUGACUGGUUUCUGAAGAUGUCAUCCAGAGAUGGAAACAACGAAGCCUUUAAUAAGCUCAAACUUUUUGCUCAAGUCUGUCGCUAUGAUCUAGCUCCGUACCUGUCAGAACAGUCUUUGGACAGCUCCCUCUUGUCCCAGCGCUGCCCCCCUGUGGUCUCCUCGCAGACCUGCAGCUCCUCCAGCACCACCUCAGGACCUCAGAGCACCAACACUACCAGCUCCGGCUCCGGCUCUGCCCAGCCGGCCCAGGUCGGCAGCACCGGCCCUUCCUCCGCCUCUCAGACUGUGGGAGGAGUGACCUCAGCCAAGCCCAGCUCCUACUCACCGUUUGGAUCGUCGGCUCUGCAGAGCAGCUCGUCUCAGAACGGACCACAGUCCAAUCAGCAGGGAGCAGAGAAUGGACCUCCAGCCAAUCAGACGUCCACAGAGGCGCCAGAGAGCACAAUGGAGCGAGACAAAGUGGGCAAACCCACAGACGGAGAGUCUCACGCCGUGUCCUUCCCUCCCGCCAUUGUGGUUUACAUCGUGGAUCCGUUCAGUUAUGAAGAUGCAGACAGAGAAGUCCACUCCAGCAGCUUCACUCUGGCUCUGCUGCGCUGUUACAUGGAGAUGCUGCACUUCCUGCCUCCUCACAUCAGGAACGCUGUCUCUGUUCAGAUUGUUCCCUGCCAGUAUUUGUUGCAGCCAGUGCACAGCGGGGGGCGCCACCUCUACGGUCAGCACCUCAAGUCUCUGGCCUUCUCCGUGUUCACGCAGUGUCGUCGACCUCUGCCCAACUCCACCAACUUCAAAGCUCUGACGGGCUUCGGUCCAGGCCUGGCCAUCGACAUGGCUCUGAAGAAUCCUGAGAGACCAGAGUGUCUCCGUCUCUACACGCCUCCCUUCAUCUUGGCUCCGGUCAAAGACAAACAGACAGAGCUUGGGGAAACGUUUGGCGAAGCGUCGCAGAAAUAUAACGUGCUGUUUGUGGGCUACUGUCUGUCACAUGACCAGCGCUGGCUGCUGGCGUCCUGCACUGACCAGCACGGAGAGCUGCUGGAAACCUGCAUCAUCAGCAUCGAUGUUCCCAACAGAGCGCGCAGGAAAAAGGCUUCAGCCAGACGCCUGGGUCUGCAGAAACUGUGGGAGUGGUGUCUCGGCCUGGUGCAGGUGACAUCACUGCCGUGGAGGGUGGUGAUUGGACGGCUCGGGAGGAUGGGACACGGCGAGCUGAGAGACUGGAGUAUUCUGCUGAGCAGAAGGAAUCUUCAGUCUCUGAGUAAACGUCUGAAGGAGACAUGUAAGAUGUGUGGAAUCUCUGCUGCUGACACUCCCAGCAUCCUCAGCGCUUGUCUGGUUGCCAUGGAGCCUCAGGGUUCCUUUGUCAUCCUGCCAGACUCGGUCUCCACAGGCUCGGUGUUUGGUCGCAGCACCACGCUGAACAUGCAAACAUCUCAGCUGAACACUCCUCAGGACACGUCCUGCACUCACAUCCUGGUGUUUCCCACCUCAGCCAUGGUGCAGGUCAACACCAACACCACCGAGCCCAUCGACAUCAACUUCAACCCCAUCAACCCAGACGGAUCUGAUGGAAUGGGUAUCUUUGACCUGUUUGACAACGACAUGGUGGAUCCAGAUCUUAUCAACAUCCUGCCAAACUCUCCCACCACCUCCCCCGUUCACUCGCCCGGCUCCCACUAUCACCACGGAGGAGACGGCAGCAAGGGCCAGGGUGCAGAUCGUAUGGAGAGUCAUGAAGAAGCUCUGAACAUCCUGCAGCAGCCCAUGGCUCUGGGGUACUUUGUCUCCACAGCUAAAGCUGGACCACUGCCCGACUGGUUCUGGUCCGCCUGUCCUCAAGCCCAGAACCAGUGUCCUCUCUUCCUCAAGGCUUCUCUGCACCUGCACGUGUCUUCUGUCCAAUCAGACGAGCUCCUGCACAGUAAACACUCCCAUCCUCUGGACUCCAACCACACCUCUGACGUCCUCAGAUUUGUCCUGGAACAGUACAACGCCCUCUCCUGGCUGACCUGUGACCCUGCCACUCAGGAUCGGCGCUCGUGUUUACCCGUUCACUUCGUGGUUCUGACUCAGAUGUACAACUUUAUCAUGAACAUGCUGUGAA
Molecule: messenger RNA, 7032 nt
Organism: Solea senegalensis (Senegalese sole)
Lineage: Eukaryota; Metazoa; Chordata; Actinopteri; Pleuronectiformes; Soleidae
Product: mediator of RNA polymerase II transcription subunit 13-like
Exons: 30
Coding region: 705-7031 (2108 amino acids)
Biological process (GO): regulation of transcription by RNA polymerase II
Cellular component (GO): mediator complex
Molecular function (GO): transcription coregulator activity
Source: RefSeq, a predicted model, not a curated record